AAUAUCAACUGUGCAUCUAAGUUCCGCGUUGUGCGCACAGGUACUAAUAAGUUGAUCUGCCGUGUUAUCGACCAGGUGGCGAAGCAUAUAGCUCACAGAGUCUAUCAGGUCGUAAGCUUUAAUGUGACUGAGUAUUCGUGUGUAGUGGCGAUUUCAAGGGACAAAUGGGAGGGACAGUUGAUGUUCAAAAGCAGCUUUCCCUGCGACAGAGAUGAUGAGCAUCAACUAGAUAUGUACUGUAGAAGGAAGGGUGCAAGAUUUAGCGUCGAUUCGUAA
This is a messenger RNA of Trichoderma virens Gv29-8, 276 nucleotides long. RefSeq lists its product as uncharacterized. The transcript has a single exon. The annotation marks the transcript as partial. Lineage: Eukaryota; Fungi; Ascomycota; Sordariomycetes; Hypocreales; Hypocreaceae. The record is from RefSeq and is a predicted model, not a curated record.